AUGCCACACAUGUUCAGCAAAUCAAAGAAAGAGCAGUCGCCAAACGAGACUUCCCACAGUAAGUCUGGUGACUCACUCACCGGAGCAGCAGAGUCAAACAACCUUCACCUUCUACGAGAUCAAUCAGAGCAAGGGUUGUGGCAGCAGGCAUGGGAGCAAGUAAAGUCUGAGAAGGCAGAUUUGGUGAAAAAGCUGCCCCGGGAAUUCCAGCAUCUAGAGUACUGGACAACUAGCAAUGAAGUGGAAUACCUGAGGAAGGAAGCCCAACGUCGCCGUGACGAGCAACAUGACAAUGAGCGCAAGAUUGGCGGAGGGAAACGAACUUAUCGUGAGGUCUGUGACAAAGUCGCCAAUUGCGCCCAGAAAUUUCAAAUCGUGGGAGAUCUUGUUGUUCAAGCUGAGCCGGUGUAUGCUGCUCUUCCUUGGGCAUGCGUUCGCUUUUUCAUCAACUGUGCCGUUGGCGAAAGCGCCACAUAUGCGCUGAUGUUGGAGACCACCGAAGAAGUUUCGGAGUAUAUCGCCCAAUACCCUGUCAUCGAGCAGACCUACGCCAAAAUUGACUCGGAAUUGUCAAGUGCAUUGCGAAAAUCAUUGCUCAAAUUGUACAAGGUCAUCCUUCAAUUUCAAGUAGAGGCGCUAAGUUACUUCGAUUCGGACCACAAGGUGUGGCGCACGCUUGCCGGCCUCAAUCCUGUCAAGACUGAAGACAUCAAGCAACGUCAUGCAGCGAUUGAGAAGGCUAAGGGGCGAGUGGACGACGAUAUAGCUCUGGUCGAUGCUCAGGUCACAAAGAGUGGCAUCGAUAACCUCGAAGUCGGCCAAACAGGACAGAGAGAGCAGCUUGAGACGAUCAAGCAGACUUUAAAAGCUUUAUCGGGAGAGACAGGAUCUGUUAUCGAAGAACAGAGAGCCCUGCUUUCAGACGCUGAUGCGAGACAGCAGGAGCGCAACGAUGUCCUUGUGGGAAUGUGGAAAGAGCCACUUGACGACCUCAAGGCCAAACUUGAGCAAGAGGAAAUCGCGAGAGAGAAACAGAAUCUGCUUGAGGUUCGAAGAUGGCUUUCUCCCGUUGAGCCUGAGCAAAACUAUGCUGAGGCUAGAGAGAAGCGCAAGUUAUCGUUAGGAGAUUGGCUGGUGGAGCACGACAAAUUUAUGAACUGGCAAAUCUCUGAUGCAUCAUCACUUCUCUGGCUUCAUGGAUUUGCUGGUACUGGGAAAACGGGGCUUGUUUGUCGCGUCAUCGAAGAUUUCCGUAUUCGUCUCGAUCAGGAGAAAGCAGGACAGGAGCCUUUUCGGAUUGCAUACUUCUUCUGCUCAAACGACAAAGGAGGAACUGGCCUUGAAGCGACUACAAGGGCAGACCCUGAAGCAGCUCUAAGAAGCAUAGUGAGUCAGCUUUCUACGUCUCGGAAAGGCAGGAGCGUGGCUUCGAUCGUACAGGAGAAGUUCGACCUUUACGGUCCUCAUGGCGACAAACAGAGGGCAUUGACGUACGCAGAUUGUGCUGAGAUCAUCCUAACAAUCUCAAGACAGGCAGCAGUCGUCAUAGUGUUAGACGCUUUCGACGAGUGCGAUCAGGACAAAAGUCCAAAACUAGUGCAGCAGCUCAAGGAAAUUCUUCGUCAGAAUCCCGAGAAAAUCAAAGUGUUCAUUUCUACCCGACCUUUCCCUGCAAUCGAGAACGAAUUAAUACCAGAGGACUCAAUCGAGGUGACAGCAGAUAACAAUGGCAAAGAUGUCUCUACAUUCAUCAAGGACACACUCAUGGCGCGCAUUAAGGAUAAAGACCUUCUAGACGGACAUGUUUCCCCAGAAUUAGAGUCGGAAAUAGAGAGCACUCUCACUGCUCGUGCCCGCAAUAUGUUUCUCUACGCCAGUCUCCUGCUGAAUCAAAUAUGCGACAAAAAUCAUCUAGUCGAUGAAGAGAGCAUACGCAGAAAGCUUACUGAACUGCCGAAAACCUUGACCGACGUCUACACUGGCGUCAUGGCGGAGAUUCACGACGACAACAGUAAUUCUGAGCGCAGCUGCCAGAUCGCACAGGAUACCUUUAAGUGGCUUCUGUAUGCGCAGGAAACUCUGACACCUGAAGCACUACUCGAAGCCAUCUCUCCUCCUGAACGCAAAGCUGAUCGUGACGAGAUGUUGAGGGCCUGUAGGAACCUGGUUGUCUUAGGGUCGCAGUCUUUUGAAUUUGCCCACUACUCUGUCCGGGAGCAUGCUCGGCAAAUAUCGAAAUAUAGUUCUAGCCAGUGCCAUGUUGUGGCUACGAAGAGCUGCCUCAGGAUUCUGAACAAGACCUUUGGCGCUGGCAUGUCUAGAGACGAAUUGACGAGCCCGGAAAGAUCUUUCGAGCAGUAUGCUUUGCUUUAUUGGCCGCUACACUAUGAAGGAAUCGAUAAAAAGGAUAAAGAAGAGCAUCGGACAGCUAUCAAUACCAUGCUUCGUACCUUCCUUCUUCAAGGCCGCAGUAGGAAGCAUAAGUACCAACAUUGGUUUGACGAGGCUUAUGAGAAAGUCAAGCCUUUGAAGAACAAUAGAUACCUGGCUUCUAAAUUUGAAGCCAUUCGAUCAUCACCUUCAACCCCACUAUUCGCCGCUUGCGUGUUUGGGUUGGAGGAUCUCAUCGCUAAAUUCGGGCGAGAAUUACAUGAGCUGAACAAUUACAAUGACCAAGGCCAAACAGCCCUUUGCCUGGCCAUCGAAAACAACAAGCUGGAAGCCGUCAAAGCACUGCUUUCUAGCCGAUUCCCGGCUGAUAUCAAUUUAUUGAACGUGAAAGCUGUUCAACAAUUCGAAGACUCGAAAGCCGACAUAGUAGUGAAAGGGCCUACUAUCUACGCUUCAGCCCUGCAGUGUGCAGCUGCGACGGGAAGGCUGGAGAUCGCAGAGUACCUCAUUACAAAAGGAGCGCACGUUGAUCUUGUGGCUGGCUACUACGGAAGUCCGUUGCAAGCUGCCGCCGGGGAAGGUCAUGCUCAGAUGGUAGAAUUGCUUCUGAAAAAAGGAGCAGAGCCUAAUAGUCAGGGUGGAUUCCAUGGCAAUGCUCUCCAGGCAGCGGCUGCCGCCGGUCACAGUCAUAUUCUUAAUAUCCUACUUGAGAAUAAGCCUCCCGCUCUUGUGAACGUACCUGGAGGUCCGUGUGGUUCUGCUCUUACAGCAGCGGUCUUUUCAGGAAAUAGCGACACCGUUUUUGCGCUUCUAGAGGAGAAAGCCAAUGCCAGUGCAAGACAUAAAACCCACGGCACUGCUCUUGAGGCAGCUGCGCUAUCGGCACACAGGAAUCUUGUUAGCUACAGGGAGAUUGUCAAGGACUUGCUGGAGUUUCAUGCGGAGGCGGAUCUAUCGCCUAAGGGAGAUGACGUUCACAUUCUGCAUCGUGCCGCGUCUAAGAAUCUGCCAGAGCUAGCGGAGUAUUGUAUCGAUCGCGGAUGCCAGGUCGACAUGAUUACGACCAAAGGACCCCGCUACCAUAAAAGAUUUGGUGAAUUCCCGAGCGAGAUGACACCACUCGCCUUCGCAUGUGCUGAGGGCCAUGUAGAGGCCACAAAGUUCCUCCUUAGUCGUGGAAGCUCUAUUGAGCGUACGAAAGAUCCCUCCGCAGUCCUUUGGACUGCUGCUUAUCAAGGCCACGCUGAGGUCGUUGACCUGCUAAUAAAACAGUUUAAGUCUACGCACAACGAAAAGGAAACGGCAGAGUUCAUCGCUCAACGUCCUUAUCCAAAGAGUGGCCAUCCAAUACUGUGGGCGGCCGCUUCAUCUAGAGAUCCUCACACUGUUCGAGUACUUCUCGAUCACGGUGCUACCUAUGAACCUAAUUGGUUUAAUGCGUCCCCACUCCUUGCUACUGCAACCUAUGCAGCGCCUGAAGUAACCGAACUACUCCUCCAAUAUCACAGAGAGGGCAAGGUGGACGUCGAUGUUAAUAAACAUGCGAAUAAUGGGAGGACUGCGGUGUGGGAAGCGUGCGCACUAAAUCGGUUCAACGUUGCAAUACAAUUACUCUUCGCAGGCGCAGAUUACACGAUCAAUGACGACCAAGACGCUACAACCCUAAUUACUGCAUCGGCUCAUGACGAUCCCCGCCUUUUUUGGAGGCUCAUGCGACAUGCGUCCUCACGGAUGGAUCGUUCUCGUUUCCUUGAAUUUCUAAACCACCAGCCCAAAUCGGCGAAAACAGCCAUGAUUGAGUGUGCAGAGAGAAAUAGGCUCCCGCAGCUUAAUUUACUCCUCGAACAAGGAGCUGAUUACACGCUCACGGGGCACGCCGGUAAUACACCUUUGCAUUGGGCAAGUCGUCAAGGAUUCGAUGAAGCUGUGGGAAUACUCCUGCAGCGAGCCUCGAAAGACGGUCAAGAGCGCUUUACAAAAUUCAUCAAUCAAAGAAAUAGGGAAGGAAAGACGGCACUGUGGGAGACAGCUAUAGCCGAUCAGGUGCUCACGAUGCAGGCCCUAAUCGAGGCAGGGGCAGAUUACUCAAUUCCAAACAACAAUGAGGUCACAAUACUUCACGAUGCCAGCCUCAAAGGUAGAAGAGACCAGGUCAGAUUGUUACUGGCAUUAGAAAAAGAGGACAUGAAUCAGGAACGGUUCAAUAACUUUCUCAAUCACCGCAAUAGUGGUGGAAAGACCGCCCUUUGGGACGCAGUAGAUGGAGAUCGACCGAUCAUUGUUGAUCUCUUGCUACAGCACGGUAUAGACUAUACCAUUCCAAACAAGAACAACGUCACUGCAUUACAUCACGCCAGCUUUCGAGGGCGGUCGCACCUAGUGACAGUAAUUCUAGUGAAGGCAUCCAAAGACCCUGACCAAGAACGCUUCAGGAGCUUCCUCAACGCCCAGAACAGUCUCUGGAAAACGGCCCUUUGGGAUGCCGUAGAUGCCAAUCGACUACUCGUGAUCCAAAUUCUCCUGCACUACGGGGCAGAUUACACAAUCCCGCGCGAUUGGGGCGUCACCCCGCUCCACCACGCGAGCUUCCGAGGCAGCAACGACAUCGCAGUCGAGCUGCUCACAAAAGCGGAGAAAGAAUUAGACGAACACCGCUUCCACGCUUUCCUCAACUACCGCAACAAUGGCUACAAAACCCCGCUCUUCGACGCCGCAGACGCAAAUCGUCCUACCACAGUCAAACUCCUUCUCGAUCAUGGCGCAGACUACACGAUCCCCAGAGACAAUGAAACCACAGCCCUCCACUGCGCCAGCUACAAAGGCUACAAAGACGUCGUGGUCGACGUCCUCACCGCUAUGUUGAAGGAUCCAGACAAAGCUCGCGCCCGCGCGUUCCUCAACCACCGCAACGACCAAGGAAAAACCGCCCUCUUCGACGCCGUAGACACCAGUGCCCGUGAAAUCUCAAAGAUCCUCUUGGACCAAGGCGCCGAUUACACCAUACCGCGCAAACACGACGUGACGACCCUGCACUCCGCCUGUUCGCGCGGCAGCAUCAGCGUCGUGAGCGAGCUCCUCGCCGCCGGCGCUCGAGACCCUGAUCAUGCCCGUUUCAGAACCUUUCUCAAUCAGCGCAACCAUUUGGGCAAGACUGCCCUCAUGGACGCCGCAGAACGGAAUCAGGCCGAUAUCGUAAGCAUGCUGCUGGAAAAGGGCGCGGAUUGGAGUCUAGGCGACAAGGACGACCGUACGGCGUUGCAUUUCUGUGCGUCGAAGAAUCAUAUGGCGAGUGUGAAUGCGCUACUGGGGUUCGUGGCUGAGAGUUGGGAGGUGACGAAUGGAGGCACGGAGGGCGCGGACAGGUUUCGGGCCUUUUUGGAGAGGAAGGGGGGAGUGCUAGGGGGAGGAGGGAAGGUCUGCUGUGGAAGAAUCGAGGAGGAAGGGGUAUAA
Bacidia gigantensis is the source of this 5841-nucleotide messenger RNA. RefSeq lists its product as uncharacterized. The record is from RefSeq and is a predicted model, not a curated record. Gene Ontology annotation, molecular function: protein binding. The coding region runs from base 1 to 5841 and encodes 1946 amino acids. The transcript is spliced from 2 exons. Lineage: Eukaryota; Fungi; Ascomycota; Lecanoromycetes; Lecanorales; Ramalinaceae.